Messenger RNA from Myxocyprinus asiaticus (Chinese sucker), 2225 nucleotides. Its product is annotated as synaptotagmin-2-like. The coding region runs from base 335 to 1480 and encodes 381 amino acids. Gene Ontology annotation, cellular component: synaptic vesicle membrane; axon; dense core granule. The transcript is spliced from 9 exons. The record is from RefSeq and is a predicted model, not a curated record. Lineage: Eukaryota; Metazoa; Chordata; Actinopteri; Cypriniformes; Catostomidae. Gene Ontology annotation, biological process: regulation of calcium ion-dependent exocytosis; cellular response to calcium ion; synaptic vesicle endocytosis. Gene Ontology annotation, molecular function: phosphatidylserine binding; calcium-dependent phospholipid binding; syntaxin binding.
GAUCAGGAAUGUGUUCAUACUUCUUGGAAUAUUUAUCGUCUUAAUUUUUUCAUCCUCCAACCAAGGAGUCAAGAUCCAAACUGAACUAAUUCUACAACAGCGAGUGUCACUAGCUGAGAUAUUCUUCUAAAAAUCUUCAUCUGUGUUCUGCAGAAGAAAGAAAGUCAUACACAUCUGGGAUGUCAUGAGGGCUGUCAAAAAUGGUGCUAUAUCACUCUAACCAGUAGAGGGCGAUAUGAAACAACACAACUCAACCAUUACAAACUAGACUGCAACCAACUUUCUAUUCUGUAUGUAUUUUUAGUGACCUACUGGUCAUCUCAUCCAUUUCACCAUGACUGCAAGACCUCCAUUAAAUCCUGCAAGACCAAAGACAAAUUCGACUUUUGUGACUAACACACACAACACACCAACAGCUGCUCCGGGGUUCCUGCCCUAUUUACUGGACAGGAUUCCUUUGCCUAGAUGGGCCAUCUAUACAAUUUUCGCGGCCAUCAUCCUGGUCAUUCUAAUCUGUGUGCUAUGCUGCUGCAUAAAAUGUUGCUGCAAAGGAAAGAAAAAGAGGAAGAAGAAGCUGGACCAGAAGAUCAGUAUGAAAGGGAUGACAGGAACUACAACUACAGCACUGCUGACUGUAGGAGUAAAAGAAGCUUCUGCUUUGAAAGCGAUGGAUUCAGGAGGGACGUCUGACCCAUACGUGAAAGUCUACAUUCUCCCCAACAAGUCCAAAACAUUUGAGACCAAAGUCUUCAGGAAAACUCUUAACCCUGUGUUCAAUGAACAUUUCAAAUAUCAGAUCCCUCAGAAGGAGUUGAUUGAGUCUACACUGGUGAUGCAGGUGUAUGACUUUAACAGAUUCUCCAAACAUGACAUCAUCGGUGAGAUCAGAAUGAAUCUGUCAACUGUCGACUGGAAUCAUGUGAUUGAGGAGUGGAGAGAUCUGAAUGAAGCAUCUAAACAUGAGCAAGAGCAUCUGGGAGAGAUCUGCUUUUCUCUUCGCUAUGUCCCGACUAGCAGUAAACUCACUGUGGUCAUACUGGAAGCCAAGAAUCUGAAGAGUAUGGAUCAGGGAGGCUUUUCAGACCCUUAUGUGAAAGUUCAGUUGAUUCUGGAUAAGAAGAAAUGGCAAAAGAAGAAGACAUCAGUGAAGAAGCAAACACUGAAUCCAUACUUCAAUGAAUCAUUCACUUUCGAAGUGUCUUUUGAGCAGAUUCAGAAAGUCCAGCUGGUCAUCUCCGUGUGGGAUCAUGAUAAAAUGAGCAGGAAUGAAGCAAUUGGUAAAAUCUAUCUGGGCUGUGAUGCUACAGGAAAUCAGCUGCGUCACUGGGCAGAUAUGCUGUCUAAUCCACGCAAACCGGUGGCCCAGUGGCACACGUUACUCUCCUCUGAACAGGUGGACACAACUCUAGCCUUAAAACACAUUCUGAAGAUCCCAUUCACAAAUAAAACUUUGAGAAACUUCACUAACAUGAUAAUGUGAUCACACCAUGUGUAGCUGCCAUUCCUUUAUGUUGUUAAUACAACGUUUAAGUGAAUUUUAGCAGGUUGCUUGGAGGUGCAAUGCUCAGACGACGUUAUAAAAAAUUGUUGUACAAACAUAAAUAUUCCCUCCUUCCUAUAUGCUGGUGACUGUUUUAAGGAGAAUUUAAAAACAGUUUUUUUAUUAAAAUACUAUUGAAGAUAUUUUUAAACACAACAGAAAAAAAAAAGGUUACCCAAUAAGCUGUAGAAUUCCAAAUGCAGAAGACUGCAAAAAACUUCUGUUUUGAGCUUGAAAUAAAAUGAGCAUAUGUAUAGUGUUGGGGUUUUAAAAAGUUGUGAGCUUUAGCUGUGUUCAUACACACAUGAACACACACCGAUUUCUCUUGUGACUAUAGUAAGCACAAGAUAAGGGUGUGAAUUUCAAGGUGUCAGCACAAAUGUGGGCCAAUUACAGCACACUGUUUAAUUAGGUUUCUAUUCAUUUGUGCAAAUGUUCAGAAUGUUUUAAAGGAUGCCGAACUCAGUUGCUUUUGCACAGUCAUGACUUAAAUGCUCAGGUACAUUAUUUACAGUACAUCUGAGAUCCUGUAUGUUACGAAUGCAACAAGUACUCUAGAAAAUGGUAGAAAAGUGGGGAUAAUUUACCUUCAAGAUGUUCACUAAUUGAAUGUUAUUUUUGUUUAAAAUCUGUAGCUGAAUGAAUCUAAAUCAUUUAAAUCCAUUUCAAACAAAUAAAACUUGAU